CGCCCGCUCAUCCGUGUAUUGCAGAGCCAUCUGCAUGACGAUGCGCUUCUCUCUCUCUCUCUCUCUCUCUCUCCCCCCUUUUAUGGUGACUGCAAUCCCCAGAGAAACCCAUCCGUCCCGCUCUCUGUCUGUCGGACCGCGCAGCAUCGAGCUAUUUUCUCUGUUUCCUCAUCAAGAUGGGACGGGUCAAAUUGAAGAUACAGAGGUUGGACAGCAGUGCUAAUCGCCUAACUACCUACUCGAAGCGGAAGAAUGGGCUUGUCAAGAAAGCUGAAGAAAUAUCAGUGUUGUGUGACAUUGACAUUGCCGUGCUCAUGUUCUCGCCAACCGGAAAGCCAGUCUUUUGGAAAGCAGAUAACAGUACCAUCGAAGGAAUUGUUCGAAGAUUUGCGGCAACAACUCCCCACGAAAGGGUGAAAAGGAAGUUGGAGACCGUCGCGACUUUAAGGAGGGUCUACAAGAAUUCGGAUCACGAAAUGGUUGUACUAGAUUACUUGGGUUCAAGUCAUCAAUCAGUUGAGGAUAUGACGAAACAAGCAAGUUCAUUGCGAACUCAACUUUCUGAAAUCCAGCAGAGACUGAGUGAUUGGACUGACCUGGACAAGAUUGAUAGCGUAGAUUUUCUGGAGCAAAUGGUGGCUUAUACUGGGAAAUCGCUUGCUCAAAUUCGAGAAAAGAAAGAAAACAUCGGAAAGCAACAAUUCUUGGCACAAGGGUGCCAUUACCAGUCGCCCAAUGGAGACCAUCUACGUAUGAGUUUGGAUGAUGAGCAACAGGGCCGACAUUGUUCAUGGGUAGAGAAUGAUGGAAGUCAACCUAAAGUCUCACCAGAGGAGAUGUUACUGCUUUCCCAAAGGGAGAAGGAGCUUUCUGCUGGCAACUCAUUGGCAAAUUAUACUGAUUACCUUGGCGUAGAGGGCAUUGCUUCUGGGCAAAAGAUGGACAUCCAGUCCGAGUUUCUCAGAACUGAAGUUUUGAGGAAUGAGUUAAUUGGUUUAAAAACUGAAACCUUGAGAAACCAGUUGACAAAAACUCAAAACUUGAAGAAUGAGAUGUUACAAAGAGAACCCUCGAGGAUGGAGUUGCACAAUAUCGAGUUUUUGUCAAACGAGGUGAACAAAAAUGGGAGUUUAAUUAUGGAGUUGAAGAAAUUGGAUUCCAUGAGGAACGAGCUGAUUGAAACCACAACCUUGGCCAAUGUCUUCUUGAAACCUGGAUCCUUGGGGGACGAGUUGAUUAAAACCGAAUCCUUGAGGAACCAGUUAAUUAAUACAACAUCGAUGGGGAAUGAGUUACAUGAACCGGAAUCUUUGAGGUUGCAAUUGUGUGAGCAGGACUCUUACCCAUUACACAAUUUUGAGACCCAACCUAAUCAGAACUUUGAACCGGUACAACAGAUGAACCUUGAAGAAAGUAUUGGUCCUACCAAUAACAGACUUGAACCAGUGCAACAAACAAACUUGCAGCAAAUUAUUUAUCCUCCGGAUAACAGAUAUGAACAAACACAACAGAUGAUGUUUGAACGAAGAAUCGGUGACUUUUGUGGUGAAGGGAACUCUGAUCUUCAACUUGGUUAUAGUUCUAAUCAUUGUAGCUGGGCUCCUACAUCCGGACCUUUUGUUGCGGAUACUUUUAACGAGCAUUUAUACACCCAGCAACUCUAUCCAGUCGACAGCCACACAGCGAAGGAGCAACACUAUUCAGUUGAUGUUCAUGUGGACAAGGAGCAUUGAUCUGACCGGCGAGCAUCUCAGUCUGACAUCGAUCUUUCUGGGUAUAUCGGAACAUUUUACGAUAAGACUGCACGUGUUUCCUUGGACACCCGCUUCUUUUUCCUCUCGAGAUCACUUGUGGUAGCCAAAAUUGUAUCUUUCGACCCCUGUGAAUAUGCUAUUUGUGUAAUACUGACGUAUCUUCUGGUUCAUUAAAACAGUGCUUAUAAUAGCAUUAUAACCUCAAAACCAAUGAGGAAUUUAAGUAAAAAUCUUAUGAAUAAGUGUGAAUUUAGUUUCUUCAAA
Rhododendron vialii is the source of this 2018-nucleotide messenger RNA. RefSeq names its product agamous-like MADS-box protein AGL30. The record is from RefSeq and is a predicted model, not a curated record. The coding region runs from base 177 to 1733 and encodes 518 amino acids. The transcript has 12 exons. Lineage: Eukaryota; Viridiplantae; Streptophyta; Magnoliopsida; Ericales; Ericaceae. Gene Ontology annotation, molecular function: DNA-binding transcription factor activity, RNA polymerase II-specific; RNA polymerase II cis-regulatory region sequence-specific DNA binding; protein dimerization activity. Gene Ontology annotation, biological process: positive regulation of transcription by RNA polymerase II.